Molecule: messenger RNA, 4594 nt
Organism: Drosophila subpulchrella
Lineage: Eukaryota; Metazoa; Arthropoda; Insecta; Diptera; Drosophilidae
Exons: 4
Coding region: 1075-3423 (782 amino acids)
Source: RefSeq, a predicted model, not a curated record
AAAAUACUAUAUAAAUUGAAAAAUCAGUGAUUUUAAAAGCCGAAAGACUCUAGCAAUUUCUGUGCCUCCUGGAAAAAGUAGAAUUUCGGGUAACCACCACACCUAUGAGACCAGUGAAAGCUUCGCCUGGGGUUUUAUAUCUGAGGCGCAUGACUGGAACCUUUUGGGAGGACGGAACACUUUGGAAGCGGCACAACAUCUGUUAUUCAAAGAGGCACAAUGUAGCAGACCUUGCCACCGUCGGACAACUAAAGGAAUUUUUCGUAGCGCCUGUAUACGCAGCACGCCGACAACUGCGCAUGCCACAAAGCCCGGACUCCCGAACUUGCACCCCCGCCAAUCGAGGCCAGCAGAAAAGCUGAGGGAGGAAAAAAUUAGGAGGAACAGCAGGGGACACCUGCAGCAACACCUGCCCAACCGGGAGCCCAAGGAAAUCUUAAUUUAGGAGCCAGGGAUUUCAAGGAACUCGAGGAAGAAGGAGCUAUACGACUUUACUUUAGGCAGCUCCAAGAAACCAUAGUAAAUUUGGAGCAUUCUAUCAAGGGAAUCUAUGCAAGAAAUCGUACAAAACUAAGGAACUCAAGUAAUUCAAAAAUCAUUUAUUGAAUCUAGGAAACAGAAGGUAUCAAAGUUCUUAAAGAAACUUAAAGAAUUAUAUGUACUAUACUAAUCAGUAACUUUGAGAAACUGAAGAAGCCUAAGGAACCUGAAGAAUUCACGGAACUAAACCAAUCCAAAGAAAUCAAGGAACCCAAGUAAUUCGAAAAAAAACGCAAGGAAACUAAGGAACAGAAGGUAUCAAAGUAUUUCAAGAAACCCAAAGAACCUGUACUACCCAAUAAGUUAAAGAGAUCUAAGUAGCCAACGGAACCUGAAGAAUUUGCGGAAUCUGAAGAAUUCGCGGAACCUAAUCAGCAAAGGAACUCUUAAGGUCUAGUAACGCAAGGAACCCAAGGAUCUAGGAGAGGUAUUCAAGGAACUCAAGGAACCUUUGGAACCCCAAGGAACUCAAGGAACCCUGGGACUCUAGGAACUCAUAGUAUAGCCAGAUCCCUUAGCACAUAGCUCCCAAGAAUGGCGGCUGUGGUUCAUGGAUGCAGCAGUCCGCGGCAGCGCUCCUGCAAUGGCAGCAGUUCUCCGGGCGGUCACCAUGGCUCCACGCCCUCCUCCGCCUACCCCACCAUGCCCAAGUACUCAAGGACCGUCAGUCAGCAGCUGUACGCCACAACUCAGCAGUUUUUCGCCGGCGCAGGAGGGAUGCAGGAUGCGGGCUACGGCUAUGGGAUGUCAUCCUCCGGCGGACAGAGACCGCUCUCCGCCUCCGCUCUGCCGGAAACGGCGGCGGCCAGUCGCAACUAUUGGGGUCACCACAACGCCUUCUAUCACACGGGCGGCAGGCAUUACAGCAAGCGCAAGUCCGCCGUGGAGCUGCUGGCGGAGUCCAAGCCCUUCUACAUCAAAUCCGAGGCGGUUUUCGAGCGACUGCAGCAGGCGAGCUACCGCAAUGGAGGGGGCAACAAUGGAGCCAGCGGAAAGAGGGGACGCAGACCGGAUGAGCCGUCGUCCCAUGGGUAUCAUCAUGACCUGGAGGACAGGCGGUACAUGAGCUUGAAUCUCAGUCGGCAGCAGCAGGUGCAACAGCAGGUGCAACAGCAACAGCAGCAGCAGCAGCAACAGCAGUACCUGCACAACCACCAUCCCCACCCACACCAGCACCACCCGCACUCCCGACACGCCCAAGGCCAAGGUCAAGGUCGAGUCGGGGGAGGUGGCGGGGUAGGGGGAGUCGGCGGAGCAGCCGUGAACAACAACCUACUGCAGCAUAAGCUGCGCAUGCUGCUGGGAUCGGAGACGGGAAAGGAGCGCAACGGAGGCGGAGGAGCCACCUUGAGGCGUCACGAGAUGAACGACGGCAGUGCGGAGCUCCUGCCCACGGAUUACGGCGAGGAGGAGCUGGGUGGGCAGGCGGGCGCCCUCAGGAUCCCCCCGCCCCUCUACAUGCCCGCCCAUGGUUUCGGGCGGGACGGCGAGGAACCCCUUGUUCUCACCGAGAACUAUCGACCCAUCAGCCCGCCCGCCGAGUAUGCGGCCAAGUCGGGUCAGGCCCACAACGAUCGCUACAGAUACAACUACCAGCGAUCGUACUCGCAUUCGCACGAGGUUCCCAACACGGGGGAGGAUCGCAGUGCCCCCUAUCCCUCCGGCGACUUCAACAUCAAUAGCCACAAGUCGCUGCCGGAUCUGCACACCCAGAUCAGUCGUCACUCCCCGCACAGCGAGAUCCUGAGCUGCUGCAGUCGGGGAAAUCGGUCGAUCAAGUCCGCCGGCGAGUCCUCGAUCAACCGCGAUUCCGGCGGAAGUUCCGGUCACUACACCCAUCGCAGUGAGCCGUGCUACAAGAGAGAGCGCCAAAGGGAUGUGGCCGGAAGUGGGGCUCCGGCGAGCGGAACAAUCAAAAACUGUUGCACCCUGGUGGCGGCCACCCGGAGGGAUAGUGGUUCCUCUACCCAGCAUAGUGCGAAUUCCUACUGUGGCUAUGUCACUCCGGCUGGGGAUUACUCGGGCAUGAGUGGGGGUCGCAACACGGAGUGUUUGGAUUGCCGCUGCAAACAGGACACCGGAAUGGGUUCCGAUUAUCUGCUUAACUUUACGCCCACUCCAGAGGUUCCGGAGGCCUUCCAGGACGACUACACACCCACUCCCCCAUCGCCCAGGCUCAAGACCCAGACGCCCCGAUACUCGAGCUCCUCCAGCCAGCAGCUGCACACCAGUUCCCAGGGCUACACGAGCAUCAAUCACUCGCAGAGCUCCCUGGUCCAGAGUCCCGGAUCGGCGCCCUCCGUGGACGACAUCAGUCCACCGCCCAUCCAGUUCAAAAGGCAGCGGUGCAUCCGCUUCAAGAACAGGAAUCGACUGCCAGUUCAAGGAGAAAUGGGAGGACCACCGGGAUCAGGAGGAAGCCUAGCGCCCCCGGGAUCUGGAGGAAUGGGCCCGGCUAGCGGUGUCCUGGCUGCGUACAAGCAGCAUCGAGGCAGUGUGGACCACGAGAACGUCUUCUUCCCCAAAGGUUUCUCCUCGGAGGUCUACCACAGCAGCUUGGACAUGGAGAGGGAGGCCCUGAAUGCCAGCAUUUCGGAGCUGGAGAAGUUCUUCGAUCGCCUGGGACUGAACGAUGAGGCCUUCCACGAGAUCUACAGUCAGCCGAGGAGACACCACUCGGAAACGGAUGACGCCUCGGAUGAUUCCAGCACCGUUUUCUUCUCGGAUGUGAGCACCGUGGACUCGAUGAGAUUGCCGGAUAGUACGGAAACCCAGCCGCAGGCCACCCAAGCCUAUCGACCCUCGGAACCGCCAUCGAUUGUGGAGCGCAAUGCCAGGAUCAUCAAGUGGCUGUGCAACUGCAAGAAGAUGCAGUGCACCUGAGGAUCGCCGGGGCAGUGCAGCUGCGGAUUCGGAUUUGGAUUCGGACGCUGAGCCACUGAUUUAUAGAUUCUACUCGACCACCCCGAUUAAAACACGACUGCGGAUUUAUGCAAAAACAAAACACUGAUCACAGAUGGGUGGUUGGUUCCUUUGGGUUAUAAAAUCGUCAUAAGGAGGAAAAGUAAUCCAGGGUAAAAAUGUUAGCCUACACAUUUUUUUUUGCUAAGCAACAUAAGCCACUAAACCGAUUACAUAUCUUAAUCAUUAAAUAGCUAAAAAAUAAUUGAAGGUUUUAUAGGCCCUACAAAUAUUUUCUGCUUGCUCAAGAUACGCUAUUUCAAGCUUAAUUUAUUUAAAAACCAAUAGAAAUAUCUAACAUGAAAAUUAACGGACACACUUAAUACUUUUUAAAAUUUUUUAAUAAAUAUUUUCAUAGUAUCCAAUUUAUAUAAGGAAGACAAUUUAAAAAAUAUAUAAUAAAUCAAUAAAAAUAUUGCAACAUUAAAGAAAAAAUGCCGGUUCAUAACUGGAAAAUCGAUAUUCUGUUGGUUCUAAAAUUUAAAUAUUAAUAUUCAUUUGCCAAAAAUUACCCAGAGAUAACUUUUCACCUUUAUGCUUUUUACUCCAAAAGAAUCAACCACCUGUCCACGGAAAUCCACAAAAACACUGCUCAAAAAGUCAAGUUAAGUCAGUUGAAAGUUUCGAACAUGAUUAGCAUGGUUAGCCUCACCUACCUGUACAAUGGAACUAGGAAUUACGAGCAGGAGUCUCGAUUCGAUUAUGGAUGUGCGUUUCUUCUCUUUUACUGCGCCCGUUCUCGCGCAGUUCAAUUACACCAUUGAUAUUUGUAUUGCCAACGGUAAUGAUAUUGUCUUACGUAUACUAAUCAACUAGCAAGCGAUCGUUCAUAUUACUCUUAUACACAGCGGUAUUAUUAGAUGAAUUAUUGUACAAUUAGUUCUCGUAACUUAUAUAUAUAUAUAUAAAUAUUAUACAUAUACGACUAGUUGCCAAAACCGAAAACAAAUAAAGUACACGAAACCACUAAAAUCACAAAUUGAAAUUGAAAUGAACCUACCUAUUUAUGUAAUUGUACAUGGUUUGCAUGGCGAAUAAAUAAAAUAUUUAUGAUUAUCAAAUUAAUUGAAAUAUAUAUAGAAAAUCAAUGGAA